This is a messenger RNA of Fusarium redolens, 798 nucleotides long. RefSeq lists its product as uncharacterized. NCBI's taxonomy places the organism in Eukaryota, Fungi, Ascomycota, Sordariomycetes, Hypocreales, Nectriaceae. The coding region runs from base 1 to 798 and encodes 265 amino acids. The transcript has 2 exons. The record is from RefSeq and is a predicted model, not a curated record.
AUGGAGUCUAUUUCGAACAAGUUUGGCUACAACAGAGGAGCCAUCAUUCUUGAUGCGUUCUCGAUUGUGACGAACCACGAUCAACAAGAGUUGUCAUCUACUGACAGGGACACCCUGGAACAAGCGGUGGAUGACAUCAUGUUAGUUCUUGGCAGGAUGGAGGGCUUGACCUUCGUAGAGUUUGAAGUCCUGGUUGCGUAUGCCGCUCGGAUCGACCCAACAGAGCAGCUCAACUUUCUCGACACUCUGGUCGACAUCAUUCGGGCUUCCCGUAAGGUUGACUCCUUCACUGAGUACGAUAAGAAGUUUUUGAACUUCGUCGAGGGUAUUCGCAAUGGGCUCGCUGCUGCUCGGGGCGCAAAUUUCGGUGUGUCUGUCCAACCUUGGCAAAAUGCUCACAUCGCCCCGUAUGUUCAUGAUCAGGGGCUGGCCGCCGUUGACUUUAUGCAAGCUCCAAGCGGCGAAACUACUCGUACUUGGAAGUCUGAGUUCGAAGAGGUCAGCGAAGCAGGUACAUACACCCGUUCGGUCGUUGAGACGGUAACUGGUGAUACAUCCAUGUCUGGCGGCUUUUACACCACAAUGUCCAUGACAUCGAGCUCAUUCACCCCUUCAAACGUACCUAUGCUUGAUAGCUGUGAGACAUCGGUCGAUAUCAAGCAGUCUAUUGAAGACUCCGCAGAGAUGACUCCUGAGGGUGGAUUUGAUGAAGGGCGGUUUCGCAGUACCUUGGAAGGCAUGUCGAGCCUGAGAUUUGAGUCUGAACCCCCUGUCCAUCUCCCUUAUUGGAUGGCAUGA